AUGUGCGACGGUAAGCAGAGUUUCUGGGAGCGGCACCAGUACAAGUUCUUCAGAUACGGUCACAUCUAUGCGAGCAUCUAUGGCCAGGUGAUCAUCGAUUACGUGCCGCAGCAGCCGUUGCGACCUGCUCUGAAGGCUCUGCUAAUUGCCUACAGCCAUGUGUUUAGUCUGAUGCUGAUUGUGGUGCUGCCCUGCUAUUUUGGCUAUAAUUAUCGAUGGCUUAUGGCAACGGAUGACCGCCGGAUGCAGCUGGUGCUGUACGUUUCAUUUGCCAAUACGCUGAUCAAGUACGCCACUGUCAUUGUCACCUACAUGGAAAUCAUGUUCAAAUUUAAGGCCAGCAAUCAGCGGUGCACGUUGCAGCGAGUCAGCUUAGAGGCGGCCUUUGACGCUAGCUACCAUGGCAGCAGGUGGCCCAUGAAGAGCUUCGAGAAGUUCAUGUACAUCAAAUUCGGUCUGAUAAACAUGAUGAUGAUCACCCAGGUGUGCGGCAUAUUUGCCGUUGCUGGCACUGUUGAUGGCGAUUCCGAUGGUGGCAAGUUGCGUUUUCAAUUUGCCAUUUACUCCUUUGUGCUGUGGAACUACACGGAGAACAUGGCCGACUAUUUCUACUACAUGAGCAGCUGUGUGCUCAAGUAUCUUCGCCAGCUGCACGUCCAGCUGCACUCCGCUCUCGGCCAGCUGGGCCGUCUGGCUCCGUAUUCGCAACGACAUCCGAUGAGGCGUGGCAUGCUGUUGAUGAAGUGUUGCCGGCUCUGCGAUCGGAUUGCCGUGCUACGUCGGCGUUUCACUCAGAUACAUGCUCUGCAUUUGGGCAGCAUGCGGAUGCAUCAGGUGCAGCUGCUUGGCCUGAUGCUGACAACACUGAUCAACAACCUAACCAAUUUUUUUACCAUCUUCAAUCUGCUGGCGACUCAAUCCAUGGCGGGUGUCCCCUUUCCAAUUGUGGCCAGUGGACUAUACGCACUCUGCUUUUAUCUGGACACCUACAUUGUCACUCUGGUCAUUGAGUAUAUCAAGACGGAGCAGGCCCGUCUCGUUCUCACAAUGCGCCGAUUCUGCGACUAUAGUUCGCUGGAUCUGCCGAAUCUCAGCCAAGAGGUGGAACACUUCUCGCUGCUGCUGAUGCAAUAUCGACAGCCAAUGCUAUGCGGCCUGCUGCAUCUGGACCGUCGCCUGAUUUAUCUGAUUUCCGUGACGGCCUUCUCCUAUUUCAUAACGCUCGUACAGUUCGAUAUAUAUCUGCGCAUUACCAAGUAG
This is a messenger RNA of Drosophila grimshawi, 1260 nucleotides long. RefSeq names its product gustatory receptor 10a (gene Gr10a). Gene Ontology annotation, cellular component: membrane. Lineage: Eukaryota; Metazoa; Arthropoda; Insecta; Diptera; Drosophilidae. Gene Ontology annotation, biological process: sensory perception of taste. Bases 1 to 1260 code for a protein of 419 amino acids. The record is from RefSeq and is a predicted model, not a curated record. The transcript has 2 exons.